Polyodon spathula (Mississippi paddlefish) is the source of this 1599-nucleotide messenger RNA. It is a transcript of the gene mag, whose product is annotated as myelin associated glycoprotein. The record is from RefSeq and is a predicted model, not a curated record. NCBI's taxonomy places the organism in Eukaryota, Metazoa, Chordata, Actinopteri, Acipenseriformes, Polyodontidae. The transcript is spliced from 6 exons. The coding region runs from base 49 to 1599 and encodes 516 amino acids.
UCUAUAUGUUACUGUGUUCCAGGUUCUUUGGCACAGUGGACAGCGUGGAUGCCGAAGGAUAUUUCCACAAUGAGGAACUCCUGCGUUGUGAUCCCGUGCACUUUCAUGUACCCCUCCAGCGUCCGGCCCUAUGGGGUCCAUGGCAUCUGGUACUUUGGGCAGCCCUACCCAGAGCUGUACCCGCCCGUGGUGUUCAAAUCCAGGACAGAGAUCGUUCACGAGAGCUUCAAGGAUCGCACCAAGCUGCUGGGCGACUUGAAGCAACGCAACUGCACCCUGCAGAUCAGCAACAUCGGGAUGGAACACAGCGGAAAAUAUUACUUCAGAGCUGACCUGGGCAGCUCCAAUGUCUACACCUACCCCGAUUUCUCAGAAGUCAAAGUUUUGGACCAGCCUAUCAUUAACGUGCCUGAGGAGGUGGUCAGUGAUUCACCUCUGGAUGUCACCUGCUACGUACCUGAUAACUGCCCCGACAUGACCCCAGAGAUAAAGUGGUUUAACAUUGAGGGGCUGGAGGAUCCGGAAAUCUCCAAUGACUAUGUGGAGGACAGCAACACAGCCGUCAUGGCCACUGUAUUGAGCUUCACCCCCUCCUACUUCCACAAUGGAAAGGUCCUGGGCUGCCAGGUCCAGUAUCCCAACACCUCGCUGUCCUACCAAAGACUCAUCUCCUUAGACGUGAAAUAUGCCCCCCGGGAGGUUGAGGUGAAUGAGUCCCUGGAGGUGAUGGCAGGCAGCAAUGUCUACCUGUCCUGUAUGGUGGACAGUAACCCACCACCGAGGAUCACCUGGCUUCAGGAGGACACCUUGGUGUGGGAAGAGACGGGCCAGAACUCCACCCUGGUGCUGAUGGGGAUAAAGCCUGACCAGGAAGGGCUCUACACCUGCAUUGCAGACAAUGACUAUGGGAGCAGGAACCAAUCAUUUUACCUCGCUGUCAAAUUCCCUCCGCGUGAUCCCUCUGUGAACUCCUCCCUCACAGUCCUGGAAGGCAGCUCCGUCGUUCUGCACUGCAACACGGAAGGGAAUCCGAUGCCCACGCUCACGUGGUUCAAAGAUGGGACCCUCAUCAGCAACAUAGUGGCGUCAGACUUGAGUUUACUGGAGAUCCCCAACAUCUCCUAUGAGGGGGACGGGGAGUACCGCUGCCUGGCUGAGAACGAGCACGGCAGAGCCAGCAGCUCCGUCAACAUCACUGUGGAAUACGCACCUGUAUUUCUGCCAGAGUCCAAAUGCAUGCUGAUUCGAGAUGGCAUUCAAUGCGAGUGCAUAGCAUCAGCGAACCCUGAGCCAGCGAUCCAGUUCCACCUCCCUGACCUCAACAUCACAAUCAACGAGACGGAGAGCCAGUUCAAUUACUACUCCCACACAGACGGCUACAUGACCACCAGCAUGAUCAAGCUGAAGGAGAAGCCUUCCUCGGGGCUCCACGUCUUGUGCACCGUCUCCAACAUGUAUGGGACAGAAACCGUCAAGCUGGAACUGCAGCAGGAAAAAAAGUUCAUUUUGGCCGUGGUUAUCGGCGCCGUAGGAGGCGUGGCCGUUAUUGCUUUCAUCAUUGUGGCUGUGCGCUAUAUCAGUCACAGUAACCAGAAGUAA